UCCCUUCACAUUCACUCCACUCCAUUACAGGAAGACUUCUCACAUUCCGCUGAGUCAUUUCUCAUUCAUCUCCAUUGUUUCAUUCAGUGCUGUUGACUCCAUGUUCUCCUCCCGCUUCAAACUUCUCCAUUCUCAGAGCUGUGACUUCCUAGAACUUCGACUUCCUCCGUGGCGGAAUCAGGCUGGUUGAGGCCGGCUGCGUGUCAGAGGUGUUACUCCUGUGGACACUAAAGUCAGCAAUACGACCGCAAGGAGCUCAAGCAGCCUGUGGGGAAUUCAGAAGCCACGACUAUAUCGAGGGAAGCUACUCGUGGCGGAACGGAUUUAACUCACAGUUGGUGGCAUGGCUUUCGCGCUAUCCGACAUUCCCAUUACCUCUCGUGGCGCCAGAACCGCCACGUCGGAUGCAAUCAGGCUCUCCUCUUCGUCUCGCCUCAACAUUCGACCUGAUGCCGGGUCACUCUCUCUCACCUCGGCCGCAAGAUGCCUCCGCUCCUCUCGACUCUCCGCCGGCCACAGCAGGCUCCGUUCCAAGCCGCUCCGUUAUACGAACGGCAGUGACAUUCGCGCGGCGACCGCUCCUUUCCGCUCUGGUAGCUCGGAGACUUCCUACGAGGCCUUGAUCCCAUCUCCGCCUCCGACCUCACCGUCCACAGCUGAAAGCGGAAAGAACCGAGGUGCGAAGAGGAACAGGCGGAAGGGGCGGAGGAGAACCGGCGACGAGGCGACUCCGAUUGAACGAGCCGGCAGCGGGGAAGGCGGAGAGUCGACCGUCUCCAGGUCCUCGGAUAAGGCGUUCCUGGCGGCGCUGGCGUCGCUGCCAGCUGCUCCGGCGAACGAACGGGGGAAGGAACAGGGUCGCGAGGAGGGACGCGAGCGGGAGAAUGAGCACGGUCAGGAGCACGGACAGGAGCACCGGCCCGAAUUGCGUGCCAGCAGCUCCGAUGCCCAGCUAGCGUCGCUCCUUGGCUCCGACUCCGCGUGGAAGGCGGGCCUGACGGGAGGACGCUCAUCCUCGGAAUCCAACGUCGAUGUUAGUCGUCCAGGUGCAGCUGGUGCACCUGACGUGGCCGGAGCGGGGAAGGCGCCGCAGAACGCGGGUGAUCCGUACGGCAAGAGGGUACUGGGACGCGCGGUGGCGCAGUGGAUGGCGCGCGGGGUUGCGCGGAUGGCGCAGGACGUGGCGGAGCGGGAGAUGCACGGAGAGAAGGGGCUGGAGGGGGUGGCUGCUGGCGGAAGCAUGGCGGUGUUGGCGCUGGCGCAGGAUUACCUGCUGAGGGAGCCAAUGCCAGAUGGCGAGCAGCAGCGCUGCCACGUGGGGAUGAGUCACUACCCCACGGUGCUGGACCACCUCCAGCGCGAGCUACAGACAGAGCUCAAGAAGCGCCAUGCAGAGGGGGUGGGUAAGGAGGGGAACGAAGAGGUUGCUGCCUCUGCUGCUGCUGCUGCUGGUGCUGCUGGUGCUGCUGGUGCUGCUGGUGCUGCUGGUGCCUCUGGUGCUGCUGCUAGUAGUGCCCAUGCAAUGAAUGCAUGGAACGAGAGUCCUUCGUGGAACCUUCUGAAGCAGCUCAUGCGAUCAGGCGACCAUCGCGCCAUCAUCCGUCAACCAGCCAACACUCUCGCCGCAAAUGGCGCACUCGCCUCUUCCCCCUCAUCUAAUGCCCUGGCCGCCCAGCAGCUGCAGCAGCAGAGGCGCCAGACAAACUUGGCCGCCCUCCUCUCCCCCUCCGCACUGCAAGCCGCCCAGCAGCGAAUCACCGCCUACGUGGCAACCGCUGCCGAGCUUCUCCAAUUGGAGCGAGACGCUGACCUGGACGCCGUGGCUGCUGACGUGGUUGGCGCUCAGCCACCCCUGUCCGAUCGACUGGGUCCACGGAAUGAGGCGGAAGGAGGGAGUGAGGGAGCAAGAGAGAGGAGGGGGCGGAAGGAAAGAGGGGAGGUGGAGAGAGGGUUGGCUAGAGAGGGUGGCACGCUGACUGACUUAGUUGCUGUGGGCACGUCCAUUGGGCUAUCGGGUGUGCAUCUCAUCACCCUCGCUUCUCCCAAUGCUGGCCUCCUAUCCGCCUCGACGCUCUCCCCUGGGGAUGCCAUCUGUCUUUCCUUUGAUUGGUCCAAGUGCAGCCGCAUCGGCAGCGGGAACGCGGGUAGUGCAGGAAACGCUGCAGUGAGUGCUACAGUCAACGCAUCUGCUGCAGCAACUGCCGCGGUGUGUUACCGAGGCUACGUGCAUGGUUUGGGGGAGGACGGGCAGAGCCUGGUGGUUGCGCUGGACGGGAAGCUUGGCGUAGGUAGCGGCAGCAGCAGCAGCAGCAGGAAUGCCAGGAGCUUACACGACUCGAAGAGUGAGGGGGAGAGUGGUGGCGGCAGCAGCAGCAGCAGCAGCAGCCAUGGGGUAUCGUCGCCACUAUAUUUGCAGGAGCUUUUUGGCGUGGCGCUGAGGGUGCAGCGGCUGUCCGGUCUUGUGGACCUCACCACGUACGAGCGCAAUCGCGAGGCACUGGAGCGGCUGAGGGCGACCGCUCUCAAGCCCAAGAGCCCUUCUCGAGCUGUCGCUGCCGCCCUCUUUGCUGCUCCCCGUGCUGCUCCCACAGCAGAAGCAGCGUUAGCACCAGCAGCGCUAGCACCAGCAGCAGCACCACCAUUAGUAGCAGGAACAGCAACAUCAUCACCAACACCGGCGGCGCCACCCCAAGCACCAACAGCAGCAGCUGAGAGUGCUGUCGACACCGCGUCACCAUCCCCCUCGCCCGCCUCCCCUCUUCCCCCGUCCCCCCUGCCCUUCGAUGCCAGUCAGCUCACGGCUAUUCGCCUCGCCCUGGACCCCUCCCAGCCCGUGGUGGCCAUCCAGGGCCCGCCAGGCACGGGCAAGACGUCGGUCGUCACAGAGAUCAUAGCCCGGGCGGUCAGGGAGGGGCGCCGAGCGGAGAGGAAAGAGGAAGAGCCGGAAGGCAGCAGGGUAGAAGACACGGGGGAGGUGAUGGGCGAUGCUGCGGGCGCGAAGCAGCGCACAAGGAAGCACCGGGUGCUGGUUUCAGCCCCCACCAACGCAGCAGUAGACGUGCUUGUAGAGCGCCUGGCCUUCAAGGGUCUCAGAGUCGUGCGUGUGGGCAACCCCGUGCGCCUCUCCCCCGCUGUGACCCCCUUCUCUCUCGACCACCUCGUCGCCGCCCGCCUCGCCCCCUUCCUCCGCGACGUCGCCCGCCGCCGGCGUGACCUGCGCUCUGAUCUCCGCGCCGUGGGCGGCGACCCAGCGCUGCGCUCAGCACUCCAGAAGAUGCUGAGGCGGCUGGCACGGAUGGAGAAGCAGCGGGAGAAGGACGAAGUGGAGAACGUGAUAGGGGAUGCCGAGGUUAUCCUCUGCACCACGACCGGCACAGGGGAGAAGAUCGUUCAGAAGGUAGCAAGGGAGGAGGGGGGUUUCGACCUGGUGGUGCUGGACGAGGCGGGGCAGGCCACGGAGCCGUCCAGCUGGAUCCCGCUGCUGCUGGGGCGGCGAGCGGUGGUGGCCGGGGACCCCUGGCAGCUGGCGCCCACGGUGCAGUCUGUGGAGGCGCAGCAGCGCGGGCUGGGGGUGUCGCUGAUGGAGCGCAUUGAGAAGGAGGGGCUGCUGGGGAGAGUAGGGGGGGGAGGAGACGUGGAGAGGAUAGUGGGAGGGGGGAAUCUAGACAGAAUGGGACAUGGAGGGGAGGUGUUGGGGACAGAUGGAGUGGCAGGAACGGUGAUGGGAGGGGCAGCGAUUUGGGAACCGAUGAGUGGCAGCUAUGGUGGCAGCUAUGGUGGCAGCCUGGCCAUGCUGCGAGUGCAGUACCGCAUGCACCGGGCCAUCUCCGACUGGAGCUCUGCUGAGAUGUACAACGGCCACCUCAUUCCCGCGCCUGCUGUCGCCAAUCGCACACUAGCUGACAUCACCACCACCUCCUCCCCCUCCUCCCUCCCCGCUCUCCUGGCCCAACCCAUGCUCCUCAUCGACACUCGCUCCCCCCGCGGCCUGCUGCACGCGCACUGCCAGGAGGCGCCCGACGCCUCAGGCACGGGCUCCCUGGUGAAUGAGGGCGAGGCGGACCUGGUGGUAGACCAUGUGGCCCUGCUGCUUACUGCCGGCGUGCCGCCCGGGUCCAUAGCCGUGCAGUCACCGUACCUCGCACAGGUGCAGCUCAUCCGCCAGCGGCUGGAGGACCGGCUGGGCGGCGAGGUUUGGCCGCAUUCUGGCGAGGAGGGGUGGGACGUGGCGGCGAUUGAGGUGGCGAGUGUGGAUAGCUUCCAGGGGAGGGAGGCGGAUGCUGUCAUCAUCUCCAUGGUCCGCUCCAACUCAUAUGGCUCAGUGGGUUUCCUUGGGGACCAUAGGCGAAUGAAUGUAGCGGUGACACGUGGCAGGCGCCAUGUGGCAGUCAUUGCUGACUCAGCAACGGUGGGCCACAACCCUUUCCUCCGUCGCCUGCUGCUGCACAUCCGCUCGGUGGGCCGAGUGGUCGGGGCUCAUGAGCUGGAUCUUGCUGCUUCAUCACCUGCCAUGUCAGCUUCAAGUGCCACAUCAGCCACACCAGGCACAUCACUGACGCCGUCAGGAGCAAGUGUUUCUACAGUCUAUGCACGCCCCUUGUUAAUACAAGCUGAUGCACUGCCAGCAGUACCAGCCUCGUUUGAGGCAAGGCACUCCCCAGGAGAUGCGCCGCCGAGCCAUUUGCUGUCAGCCGUUGCAGUUGCAGCAUCCCCUUCUGGCACGGGUGAUAGUUCCAGCAGGACAAUCACGGUACCCUCUUCCAAAGGUGGAGUGCCAGUUAGUACCGCCUCCAUUGGUAAAUUACGAGCCGGGCCCUUAGGCCCUCGGGUGAUCGCUCGCCUUCGAAAGGGAGUUUGAGGUGUUUGUGACUUUUCUGGGUUGGAUCUAGAUUCAUUGUAUGUUGCUGGUGUUUGCUGGCAUUAUUUUUGCUAUUUCAAUUGUCUUUGGCUUAUUUGUUGACCAAUUACCAUAUACGAUAUGA
This is a messenger RNA of Closterium sp. NIES-67, 4982 nucleotides long. The record is from the annotation of a GenBank genome assembly. Lineage: Eukaryota; Viridiplantae; Streptophyta; Zygnematophyceae; Desmidiales; Closteriaceae.